Fusarium odoratissimum NRRL 54006 is the source of this 606-nucleotide messenger RNA. RefSeq lists its product as uncharacterized. The coding region runs from base 187 to 606 and encodes 139 amino acids. The record is from RefSeq and is a predicted model, not a curated record. The transcript is spliced from 3 exons. Lineage: Eukaryota; Fungi; Ascomycota; Sordariomycetes; Hypocreales; Nectriaceae.
GCUCUGCGAAUACCCAGUAUCACAUUGAAGAGGUCAACUGCUUCAUCACGUGGAGGACCUGUGAGAAGUACAAAUAUCAUCACACUCCCGUCCUUCAUCUUCAGUCAGUCUCAUCAAUGCAUAAAAAAGUUUCAUUAACAAGAUUAUCAACACUAUUUCAGCUUCACAACUCUACUACUUUUCAAAAUGUCUUCCCUUCCAAAGCACUUCAUCAUCGUCGUCAACGGCCAACACGUAACCAAGCCAGAGAAUGACCGCGAUGAAAUCCGCCCCGCUCAAGUUGGAGAGAAACCAGCUACCUUUGAGCUUAAUGAAAACCGCCUCAUAAGCGGUGACUGGGCCAUGGGCUGCAGCAAGCUUGAAGGCCAGGUCCCUGGUACCAGAACGCCUUCCUUGGCUGUUUUCUGGUUCAGAAGGGGCCAGGCAGAGGAGCUCUACCCUGUCUAUCUCAAGGAAGGGGAUAAUGGGCCUCAGCUCAGGUUUGCAUGUAACCCUGUUGACGAGGAAGGCCGCCCCUUGACUGUCCUUAACAAGCAACUUCUCUGCUAUACCUCAGAUAAUUCUGAACCAGGUGCGACUGUCGAGAUCGUGCCCAGUGAGGAUUAA